Messenger RNA from Monascus purpureus, 303 nucleotides. The record is from the annotation of a GenBank genome assembly. Lineage: Eukaryota; Fungi; Ascomycota; Eurotiomycetes; Eurotiales; Aspergillaceae.
AUGCUUCAUCCCCGGGCUCAUACCACUGUAGCACGGCUUUGCAGGACAAGUUCGGCAUUCGCGUCGGCGUCGGUCGCCGUUCAGGAGCAAUUCCCUGAUUCCUGGCCGAUGGAGUACCAGGGACUUAAGGGGAUCGGGUUCUGGGUUGUUGGGAUUGUGGAGGGAGGUGUUUCGGAGAAUUCUUUCUGCUUGGGGACGGACAUUUGGAUGAUUCAGAUGGAUUUUAUUUUCUGUUACAUCCCGCCCUGUCGGCAUAUUAGAAAUCAAAAGAUCAUCAAUGCAACGACUCAACGCGAGAAAUAG